Osmia bicornis bicornis is the source of this 1380-nucleotide messenger RNA. RefSeq lists its product as uncharacterized. The record is from RefSeq and is a predicted model, not a curated record. The transcript has a single exon. The coding region runs from base 1 to 1380 and encodes 459 amino acids. NCBI's taxonomy places the organism in Eukaryota, Metazoa, Arthropoda, Insecta, Hymenoptera, Megachilidae.
AUGCCGAGAAUAUCAGAUCAAUCCGCAAACCAAACUCAAUCCACCUCGCACAAUAACCUCAGCAUCCUGCGUCGCAAAAGGGGAAAUAUAAUCGGGCACAUCACUACACUCGCUCGGUUCAUUGACAACUUGCAACAAUCUGAACAACGCGACAUCGGUCUUCUACGCGCGCAUAUAGACAGUUUAAAGGAUGUGUGGGCCCGGUUCGACGAUAUUCAAUUUGACAUAGAGGCAAUAGACGAAUCAGAAACUGCACGUCGAUACGAAAUUCACAAUGAUUACGUAACCGUCGUUGCACGAGCCAACUCACUCAUCGAGGGAGAAAACGCGAUCAUCCCGUCUCGACGCAGCACAACAGAUUCACCCGCGUCGUCCGUAUCAGCCCCGAUGGCCAUAAAACUACCAGAGAUGCGUUUGCCGACAUUCGACGGGAGAGUCGAGAACUGGACCACUUACUUCGAUAGUUUUGUAUCCAUGAUCGAUCAGAAUGCAGAUCUAACACCCGUGCAAAAACUUCAGUACCUGCGUUCAACCCUCACCGGAAAGGCCGCCGCAUGCAUUCGGUCACUAAGCACAACGGACGCCAAUUAUGCCGACGCGAUCGAUUUAUUAAAAAACAAAUUUGAAUGCAAACGCCGAGCCCUCUUGAAGCAUUGCGACGCGAUACAAGCCAUCCCGAAAUUAUCAGCAGAUUCUCCGGAAGCAUUAGGGGAUUUAGUCGACACUGUGCGUCAAAACCUUCGCUCGCUGAAAAAUCUAGGAAUUGACACGUCAUCAUGGGAUUGUAUUAUAAUAUCCAUCGUAUUGUCGAAAAUAAACUCAGACACGGCCUGGCAUUGGGAACUGUCAUUAAAAGACAAGCAAAUGCCACCGUGCACACAUCUAUUAGACUUUCUCGAAAAACGCGCGAAUUGUAAGCCGGCAACUCAGAAAAAAUCGUCGACAUCACCCGGACAAUCUAGUCGACACAGGUCCACUAAAUCAAUUAAUCCGCGGUACCCGAUGCGCAGUCACGCGUUUGUAACCGCGACCAAUUCAAAGGAUUCCCAAGACCAUCGCAAACCGUAUACCGCACCUGCCGCGCCCGCGAACUUCUCGAAAUGUCCGGUUUGUCAAGAAGUACACGCCAUUUGGCGAUGCGAGAAAUUCCACGCGCUAUCAGUAGAAGCAAGAACAGCGAUUAUAAGACGAACCUCGUUAUGCCCAAAUUGCCUAAGACAAGAUCACAAUUCCGAAACAUGUAAAAGGAUGUUAUGCCGAAUCUGCAAUAAAUACCACCACACGCUGCUUCAUCAAUCAAGACAACUGUCCAACCGCGCAGCUCCACCACCCCCCAAACGCGCAAGAACCACAGACUCGCAGAUAUUAAAGAUCGAUUGA